This is a messenger RNA of Carlito syrichta (Philippine tarsier), 1621 nucleotides long. It is a transcript of the gene CCDC9B, whose product is annotated as chromosome unknown C15orf52 homolog. Lineage: Eukaryota; Metazoa; Chordata; Mammalia; Primates; Tarsiidae. Bases 11 to 1621 code for a protein of 536 amino acids. The transcript is spliced from 11 exons. The record is from RefSeq and is a predicted model, not a curated record.
UAAUCACAACAUGAUCUCGUGUGCUGAGCAGCGAAGCCGGCAGGGAGAGGCCGGCAGAGGCCCGGCUCCAGUGGCUCCGGCUUCCCUCCCACUCUGGCUCCCCGGGGGCUGCUCUGGAAUUCUCUCGGUACCCGCUGCUGCCAUGCACUCGGCUAGGCCUCACAGAGCCGAGUCCCCAGUGAGCAGGCAGGAGGAAAAGGAUGCUGAGCUGGAUCGGAGGAUCGUAGCCUUGCGCAAGAAGAACCAAGCCUUGCUACGCAGGUACCAGGAGAUCCAGGAAGACCGUCGGCAGGCGGAGCAGGGGGGCAUGGCUGUGACCACACCAGGGCUUUUCCGAUCCGAUGGCCUCACUGUCACCAUCAGCCAGGUUCCUGGUGAGAAGCGGGUGGUCAGCAGGAACUGGGCAAGGAAUGAGAUGCUUGAGGAUGAGGAUGCAGAGGACCACACAGGUACUUUCUGCUUGGGGGAGCGAGUGGAACUGGCUGUAACCAUGGAAAACAAAGCUGAGGCCAGACGGAUUGUGAGUGAAAAGCCCACCAGAGCGAGGAACCAGAGCACAGAUGGGCCACCUGGAGGGCGCGUGGGCCGGAGUCCCCCCGUGCAGAUGUCCAUCAGCUCAGAUUCUGCAUGGAAGGGUGCUCGGGAACCCCGGAGUCCAGGCGUGGCCCCAGGACCAGCUCCCCGACGGCCAGGGGGGGAGCCCCCGGAGGUGGGCUGGGACUAUGUCCAGUGGAAGCAGGAGCGGGAGCAGAUCGACCUGGCCCGCCUCGCCCGGCACAGAGAUGCACAGGGUGACUGGCGCCGCCCGUGGGACCUGGACAAGGCCAAGCCCACGCUACAGGAUUGCAGCAAGCCUAGGGAGGAGGGUCCAGGCAGGGCAGGGAGCCGAAGGGGCCCCAGGAGCCACCGCAAGCAACAGCCCCCACCACUGCCCCCUGAUGGAAAAAGUCGGGGUGGACAACUCGGCAGACCCUCCGUGGCGACCGCCACAGGCAGCAAAGCCCGGGGAAAGGAGAGGCUGACUGGCAGGGCCCGAAGGUGGGAUACGAAAGAAGACAAAGAUGAGCUGGAGAGCCAGGAGGGAAGCCAAAGCACAGAAACGGCCCCCAGUGAGGAAGAACAGGCGCAGAAGCAGAGCGGGACAGAGCUGGGCAGGCUGGGGAGCGCCCUGGCACCCAGCCCAGCCCUAGCAUCUCCGGAAGGGCCAAAGGGAGAGUCAGGGGCUUCCACAGCCAGCUCAGGCCCCAGCUCUCCACAAGAGACUGACUUGGUUCCCCUUGACCUCUCUCUGGGAGGGGGCCGUAGCCCUGGGCCUGGGGAGAGCACGUGUGUUCUUAGUCCGAGGCCUGGGACCCAGGAGAGCUCUGCAUCCUGGCCAAAUGGCUCUGAGCAACCUCUGGGGUGGAAUGACCACCAGGUUGAGCUGGAGGUCCAGACUUGCCCUGAGCCACAGAGAGAAGCAGGGCCCCCUGAGCCUAGAGAAGACAGGUCUGGCAAGGCUGGAGCCCAGCAGGGCCUGGCUCAGAGGAACAAGCUCCUCAGGGGAACCAGCCAAAGGGCAAGAGGCACAGCAGGUGUGAGGAGCAGGACAGGGCGUCCUGGCCCUGCAGGAAGAUGCUGA